AUGUCCAGCAUCGUCAAUGCCUUUCGAAAACAAAAGCCCCAAAGAGCACCUCUACACGCCCGAUGGGGAGACGUCGGCAUCACCGUCCCGACAGAAGGCUCAUGGAGCCAAUUCGACAACCCUCACAAAGCAAGUCGCGAGAGAGCCGGUUACGGACCAGGCUUUGUCCCCGACUGCAACGACGAGAAUGAUCCCAAUCUGAUCAAUCAGCCUUCAUCAAAGAAAUCUACAACCAAACGUCAUCAACUUUCGACCCCUCUAUCGCGCAUGCGCAGCAUUACAAGACGCAAAGACCAAGAGACCAAAAGGAGUAAUGGAACAAGUAAGGCACGGUUUUCGUACAAACCUAUUGAUCCGGAUCAUAUGGUCGAGCUAGCGAUGGAAUAUGGUGACGGCACUGAGAUCCCUCCCAUCCUAUACGUACCUCCCAGCAAGGCGUAUUACGAGGAUUUGACAGUGCUGCAAUCAAGACUGAGGUCGAAAAACCCGCAAGUCACUACACAACAUGUGUCGAGAGAUUCGUGGCCGAGGCCUCCCUGGGAUUUUCUCAGCGAUGAUGACGACAGGUCUACAAGUACCUCAAGUCAAACACGUAUCCUUCCAUAUUAUCAGCCGGCGCCUCGCGAGGUUUCUGACAGGAAGAAAAAGAAGAACCGCAAAUUAUUCGCCCCCAAACCUGCAACAUUUGCUAUGGUUGAGGACGAUGAGGACCUAUACGGGUAG
Paecilomyces variotii is the source of this 723-nucleotide messenger RNA. RefSeq lists its product as hypothetical. The transcript has a single exon. Lineage: Eukaryota; Fungi; Ascomycota; Eurotiomycetes; Eurotiales; Thermoascaceae. Bases 1 to 723 code for a protein of 240 amino acids. The record is from RefSeq and is a predicted model, not a curated record.